UGGGAAGCGGCGCCAUAUUGGCGUCGGCCGCGCUGUAUUGUCAUAAAUAGAGCCGGUUUUGUGGUGUUUUCACUACUCGGUUGGAUGCCUCGGCCGUAGUAAGUGAGAAAGUGAGCGAGCAAGCGAGCUACAAGCGACCGGGGGAAAGGCGACAAGAGGAGAAGGGAAGAGCAAGAACUUGACUCCAGAGAGAAAGAUACUCGCCGGUGUGGGAGACGCAGGAAGCGAUGAAAGAGAUGUCUGCAAACACCAUGCUGGACAGCCAGCGUCAACAAAAGCAUUAUGGAAUCACUUCUCCAAUUAGUUUGGCAUGUCCUAAAGAAAUUGAUCAUAUUUACACACAGAAAUUAAUUGAUGCUAUGAAACCAUUUGGAGUGUUUGAAGAUGAGGAAGAAUUGAACCACAGGCUUGUUGUUCUUGGUAAAUUGAACAAUUUAGUAAAAGAAUGGAUUUCUGAUGUCAGUGAGAGUAAGAAUCUCCCACCUUCUGUUGUGGCUACUGUUGGUGGUAAAAUUUUCACGUUUGGCUCCUAUAGGCUUGGAGUACACACCAAAGGAGCUGACAUUGAUGCACUUUGUGUAGCUCCAAGACAUGUGGAGAGAUCUGAUUUUUUUCAGUCUUUUUUUGAAAAACUGAAACAUCAAGAUGGCAUUAGAAACUUAAGAGCUGUAGAAGAUGCCUUUGUACCUGUUAUAAAAUUUGAAUUUGAUGGAAUUGAAAUUGAUCUAGUCUUUGCAAGACUGGCAAUUCAAACCAUAUCAGAUAAUUUAGAUCUAAGAGACGACUCUCGACUGAGAAGCCUUGAUAUAAGGUGUAUUCGCAGCCUAAAUGGAUGUAGAGUUACUGAUGAAAUUUUGCAUUUAGUGCCAAAUAAAGAAACUUUUAGACUCACCCUAAGAGCAGUCAAAUUAUGGGCAAAACGACGUGGUAUUUAUUCCAACAUGCUGGGAUUCCUUGGUGGUGUCUCCUGGGCAAUGCUAGUUGCAAGAACUUGUCAAUUAUACCCAAAUGCAGCAGCUUCUACUUUAGUUCAUAAGUUCUUUUUAGUUUUUUCCAAGUGGGAAUGGCCAAAUCCUGUGCUGCUGAAGCAACCAGAAGAAAGCAAUUUAAAUUUGCCUGUUUGGGAUCCUCGGGUAAAUCCAUCAGAUAGGUAUCAUCUCAUGCCCAUAAUCACCCCUGCCUACCCACAGCAGAAUUCUACGUAUAAUGUGUCCACCUCAACUCGAACAGUAAUGGUAGAAGAAUUUAAACAAGGUCUUGCAGUCACAGAUGAAAUCCUUCAAGGGAAAUCAGACUGGUCCAAACUACUUGAGCCACCAAAUUUUUUUCAAAAGUAUAGACAUUAUAUAGUAUUGACUGCCAGUGCAUCAACAGAAGAAAACCAUCUAGAGUGGGUUGGAUUAGUGGAAUCUAAAAUUCGUGUGCUUGUUGGAAACUUGGAACGAAAUGAAUUUAUUACUCUUGCCCAUGUAAAUCCCCAGUCAUUCCCAGGAAAUAAGGAACAUCAUAAAGACAACAAUUACAUAUCAAUGUGGUUCCUUGGAAUAAUUUUUCGGAGAGUAGAAAAUGCAGAAAGUGUCAACAUAGACUUGACCUAUGAUAUACAGUCAUUUACUGAUACAGUGUACAGACAGGCAAAUAAUAUAAACAUGCUAAAGGAAGGAAUGAAAAUUGAAGCAACUCAUGUUAAAAAAAAGCAGCUUCAUCACUACCUUCCAGCAGAGAUUCUUCAAAAGAAGAAAAAGCAAAGUCUUUCUGAUGUUAGUCGAAGUUCAAGUGGACCACAAUCCAAAAGAUCAUCUCUAGAUAGCAAUUGUUUGGAUAGUUCCAGGGACACUGAUAAUGGAACACCUUUUAAUUCCCCAGUGUCUACAAACAAACCUUCCAAGCCUGACAUUCCUCCUUCAGGAGAAACAGAAAGGAGUAAUGCUGAGCCUGCUGCUGUCAUUGUGGAAAAGCCACUGAGUGUCCCCCCAGCACAAGGACUAUCUAUCCCAGUCAUUGGUGCAAAAGUUGAUUCUGCAGUAAAAGCUGUAUCACCCCCAGCUGUGUGCACCAUUCCUACUGUAGUGGGACGAAAUGUCAUUCCUAGAAUCCCGACACCCCACAACCCUGCCCAGGGACAACCACAUCUUAAUGGAAUGUCAGCUAAGAAUGUUACACAUAAGAGAUCCCAUUCCCCAUCCAUAGAUGGGUCUUCUAAGAGGUUGAAAGACAUAGAAAAGUUUAUUCGGCUUGAAUCAACGUUUAAGGAAUCACGUGCUCCUGAAGAUAGAAAAAGAAAAGCAAUGGAUGCCAUUGGAGGAGAAUGUAUGCCUAUUCCAACAAUUGAUACAUCACGCAAAAAGAGACUACCCAGUAAAGAACUACCAGAUUCAUCAUCUCCGGUUCCAGCAAAUAACAUCCGAGUCAUCAAAAAUUCCAUUCGACUGACCCUUAAUCGAUGCCGUAGCAUUCUGUCAUUGAUUGCUACAUGCACUUCUGUGAGGAUCACCUGCUAUCAAAUUAUCAUCUACAAUAUUACGGCUUUGCGUUGGAGGUUUUACUGCCUUAACUUUCGAUGCUUGUUUCUCUGUUGUGGGAACCAGUUCUUGGCUCUUUGGACACGGAGAAAACAAGUCCUGAACUUUUUCUUUCUUUCUUUCUUUCUUUCUUUCUUUUUUUUUUUUUUUUAAGUCUUAUGUUAUAAUCAUUGUAUAGUACUGAAAAAGUUGAAAACAAAACAAAAAAAAUUGUCUUGUAAUUUUCCAAAUGUUAACACAUUUACUUUAGCAUUGAAGCCACUUUGUGAAACCUGAGAUAAAUGAAUGUGAGGUAUCUUUUCUGCUUUUCUCAUUUGUGUAGAUGUACUUAUUGUCUAUUCUGUUGAUUUAAAUUAUUUUUUUUCCAGAAUGGCACAUGGAAUAUUUAAAUUUCUAUUUUUUUUUUGUGCCUUUCUGUCCAAGUGUUGCAUAGUUACCAGGGAGGAUUAGUCCAGUGAUUACAUAAGAGUUGGGCACGAUAAAUUCUCUAUAUUUUGCCUCCCAUGGAGGCCUUUGAAAUGCAUCUUUAUAAAGAAUCAGAAUAUAACCAAGAUACUGAAAGUCAGUAUAUGAAUGGUAAAAUUGUUACAUAUCCUAGCUCAUGCCAUUCUUGUUAGUUGACUGGUAUUUUUUACUGAGGAGCGACUCAUUCCAGCACCAACAAUAAGAUACCUUGAAGUAUGGCAAACUUGUAUUUUUAAGGUGUAAAAAUAACUUGGCAUGGUAAUUCUUGACCAUUACUUACCCCACAACUUCAAACAGUUUCUUCAUGGACUAGGCAUGCAGAAAUAAGCAGUGGAUUUUACUGAAACCUAAAGGCAUUUUUGAAUGACAUUGUUACCAACCAUUAAUUGGCUCAGGACCUUUGUAAUUUUUAUUUAACUAUAUGAGUUGUCUUUUUUUACACUGCUUUUUUCAAUGCAUUUCUUAAUAUUUUUUAAGUUUCAUGAACGCAUGCUCAGUUUAUUAAAAUCCAUAACCAUGUAAUUCUUGUAAUAUGUUGAUUCAGUGUUUUGUAAAUGAAGUCGUAUGUAUUUUCAGAGUAUUUUUGUAUGUACUGUAAGAUACCAUCUUUUCAAAGAGAAAACUUUAAAACCUUUA
This is a messenger RNA of Lontra canadensis (Northern American river otter), 3623 nucleotides long. It is a transcript of the gene PAPOLG, whose product is annotated as poly(A) polymerase gamma. The record is from RefSeq and is a predicted model, not a curated record. Gene Ontology annotation, molecular function: RNA binding; poly(A) RNA polymerase activity. The transcript has 23 exons. The coding region runs from base 228 to 2675 and encodes 815 amino acids. Gene Ontology annotation, cellular component: nucleus. Lineage: Eukaryota; Metazoa; Chordata; Mammalia; Carnivora; Mustelidae.